This is a messenger RNA of Cheilinus undulatus (humphead wrasse), 2430 nucleotides long. RefSeq names its product kinesin-like protein KIN-14I (gene kifl). The transcript has 20 exons. Gene Ontology annotation, molecular function: ATP binding; microtubule motor activity; microtubule binding. The record is from RefSeq and is a predicted model, not a curated record. The coding region runs from base 1 to 2415 and encodes 804 amino acids. Lineage: Eukaryota; Metazoa; Chordata; Actinopteri; Labriformes; Labridae. Gene Ontology annotation, biological process: microtubule-based movement.
AUGGUAGCAGCAUCAUGCUGCUCUUCAGAAUCUCAGCUGUCAGACAGCAGUGAUGCAGCUCAGGCUGCAGAAUCAGAGAGGUCCCAAGAUGUCAAGAUCUACAUCCCGUAUGAGUCCGCUGAACUCUGUAUCACUCAGAUCGCAGAGGACAUGGAGGCAAUGAAGAGGAGACACGUGGAAAUGAUGCAGGAGCUGGAGGAGAACUUUCAGGUCACAGCAAGAGAGAACCAGGAAUGGACUGUGCAGAGGAUCAGAUCACAUUACCAGAACAAGUUAAACACUCUAAGGAGAAUCCUGGAUGUCUAUCAGGAGAAGGUAGAAAAGAAGAAUGCAGACUGGGAGAGAAGAGUCGCGGCCUUGACAGCACAGGUUGAGACACUGCAGGAAGAGCAGCGAGCAGAGAGGAGGAGGAAUAAAGAAGACGCUGUGCAGUGUCACAGAGAAAAGAGUAAAAUGCUGGAGCUGUUCUCCAACAGGCUGGACGUCCUGCACAGCCAUCAGGCCUCAACAAUUCAGGAACUCCAGAUGGCCAGACAGGAAGUAGGCAAGGUCCAAGAGAUGCUGAUAGUUUUAUCACAGGAGCAGCAGGAGGCCACAGAGGAAGGUGAAAGUUCAGAGAAUGAAGGAUUGCCUGCACAACAAACUGUGGCUUGUAGUGACUCAGAUCAGCCGCUGGAGGGGGCUAAAGUCCGCCUGGAGGAGCUGAAAGAGAGCCUGUACCAGAGGGAGAGAGAGCUCACUGAGCUGCUGGAGGCAGAAAGGAGCCCUGUCCUCCCUGUCCCACUGCCUCCCUGCAGCGUCCUGCUCCCCUCAGUCAUACAUAAGGCUCAUGCAAUCUGCAGUACAGUGACUGAUGCCCGAGCUCUUCUGGAUCAGAUGAUUGAGGAGAACCGGGUUGCUCUGCUGGAAGCCAGAGACAAACUGGACAGUCUACAGGUGGCUACAGGGGCCAAUAAUCUCAGAGAGGAUAAGACCACUAACCAAGAAGGUUUCAAUGAACAGGACUCAAGUUUGUCUUUACUACAAGAAGCAGUGAGAGGAUAUGAGGUCUCCCUACUGGCUUUAGACUGCAUCAAGAGUGGAGAGAGCCCUGAGUUGAAUGACUGUGAUGAAGUCUCAGAGCUCAAGAACAUCUUUGGACAAGGGACAAUUCAGACCACAGAGGGAGUGAAGAGCGUUGGUCAGCAGCUCCUUCUGCUGCAGGAGCAGUUAAAGCAGGUUAAAGAGGAGAAAAAGAAAAUCAUUGACAACUACACUUUAGAAAGGACACUGAGGAAGAAGUACUACAACAUGGUGGAAGACAUGAAAGGUAAAAUCAGAGUGUUCUGUCGGAUUCGACCUGUAAACCGAACUGAGCUGGCACAGGAAGAAGCUAUUGUUGUGGAGAAAAUCGAUGAUUUCUCUGUCACUGUUGAAACUCCUCGUGGCCAGAGGGAGUUUCAGUUUGACAAAGUGUUCAGUGCCGAAGCCUCUCAGGAAGAACUGUUUCAGGACACCCACAGGCUCAUCCAGUCAGCUCUUGAUGGAUUCAACGUCUGCAUCUUUGCAUAUGGUCAGACAGGCUCAGGGAAGACCUUCACCAUGGUGGGAGACAAAGAGCAGAAGAACCCUGGGAUCAUGCCGAGAUCUUUUAACGCAAUAUUUGAUUUCAUUCAAGAGAACAGGUCAAAAUUUGACUUCAAGGUUUCAGCCUACAUGCUGGAGCUGUACAACGACAGGCUGCAGGACCUCUUCGUGAGCCCGGCUGGAGAGGCCCACGCUCAGCCCCAGUCCCACGGCCAGGCCAGGCGGGUAGAGAUCAAGAGGAACAGAAAGGGGGUUGUGUUCGCACAAGGAGCAGAGACAAAGGAGGCUUCCAGCGCUCAGGAGCUCUACGCUCUGUUCCAGCAGGCCUGCGCCAACCGACACAUCUCCGCCACCAAAAUGAAUGUCGAGAGUUCCCGCUCCCAUCUCAUUGUUGGCAUCAUGGUUGAGAGCAGAAAUCUGACCAAUGGGAGCGUGAGCACUGGGAAGCUGAGCCUGGUGGACCUGGCAGGCAGUGAACGAGCAGCCAAGACGGGUGCCAAGGACCACCAGCUAAAGGAGGCAAACUCCAUCAAUAAGUCUCUUAGUGCUCUGGGGGAUGUGAUCUCAGCUUUGUCUGCUGAGCUGCCCCACGUACCCUACAGGAACAGCAAGCUGACACAGGUGAUGCAGGACUCUCUUGGUGGAAAUGCCAAAACUCUCAUGAUUGUCAACAUCUCUCCUGCAAAUUGCAACGUAGAGGAGACACUCACCUCUCUCAUUUAUGCUACAAGAGUCAAAGCCAUAACCAACAAUGCUCAGAGAAAUGUGGACAGCAAAGAGAUUGCUCAGCUGAAAGAGGUGAUUAUGAAGCUGAAGGCAGGACAGACAGUAGAAGAGGAGGAUGUCUGAACAGUACUAUGUCAC